This is a messenger RNA of Gambusia affinis (western mosquitofish), 1841 nucleotides long. RefSeq names its product lipopolysaccharide-induced tumor necrosis factor-alpha factor homolog. The transcript is spliced from 5 exons. The coding region runs from base 114 to 731 and encodes 205 amino acids. Gene Ontology annotation, molecular function: zinc ion binding. Lineage: Eukaryota; Metazoa; Chordata; Actinopteri; Cyprinodontiformes; Poeciliidae. The record is from RefSeq and is a predicted model, not a curated record.
CUGGUAGAGUUGGUUUCACAUCUAGUCGUUGCCCAGAUGACUGAGACGGUGUGGCUAUUGUACAUCUCCCUGAUCGGACUUCAAGGCACUUAGCAAAGCCUUCUGUAGAUAAAAUGGAAAAAGGCGAAGGACCUCCUCCAGACAUUGCAGAUAUUGCAGCGCCGCCAUAUCCUGGUCCUCCAUUGGACUCAAGUGUGGUCAUCAAUCAACCUACACCUGUUUAUCAGCCAGUGAACCAGCCUCAUGCUCAGCAGUAUCAACAACCUGUUGACCAGCAAUAUCCCCAGCCUCAUGCUCAGCAGUAUCAGCAACCUGUUGCUCAGCAAUAUCCCCAGCCUGUUGCUCAGCAGUAUCAGCAACCUGUUGCUCAGCAAUAUCCCCAGCCUGUUGCUCAGCAGUAUCAACAACUGGUUAAUCAGACAGAUAUCCAGCUUGUUCAAAUGCAAGUUGGACAGCAAAAUCAGACUGCUCAACCUGUAAACCCUGUGGUGGUGGUGCAAGCAAGACCAACUGAGGCUCCUGGAAGCAUGUUGUGUCCACACUGUAGGACCACCGUUGUGAGCACAAUCGAAUACAAAUUGGGCAUGCUCACUUGGAUCAUUGUUGGAUCACUGUUUAUUAUUGGGUGUUGGCCUUGCUGUUUGAUCCCGUUCUGCGUGAGUGGUUGCAAGGAUGUGCAGCAUUCCUGCCCGCAGUGCAACAACGUUCUGCACGUCCACCGUCGCAUGUGAACCACAGUGAUUCACAUGCGACUGCAGUUACUGACAUUUUUGCUGAACCGCCUUUAAAAGUGGACUAUAAAAGAAAUACUUAUAUUAGGUUUUCCUGAAACAAACUACUGAUAUUUUUAUCUUUAUUGUAUAACAUUAACAGAUAAUUUUUCAAAAUUUUUAACUUAAGAUCGUAAGGAAAUUUUUUCCCCAUUGUGUCCUAGAGAAAAGCUCUGCUCAUACAAGUUGUUUUUAAUUACCUUGACAUAUACAAAUAUUUUUUUGAAACAUUAGUUAAUGUUUUAAAGUAAUGUAAAAAUAUUUAAAACACAUCUUGAUGAAGGUCAACAUAAUUCUACAUUUUUAUUAUUAAUAAUUGAAAGUCUUUCCGUAAUCAUUAAGCAUUAGAGUAUAUCUUGUUCUGCUACCAUUUCCUUAACAAUUAUUACUUUAAUCUAAUUAUUACUCAGUGAUUUACUUGGAUACUAACCGUUGACGUGAGAAUGUAGUUCUGGUUGUGAAAGUAGGUUUCUCUUACUUUAAAUAGUUCAACAUUUGAUUAUUGUUGUAAUAAAUCAUGAAUCAGAACAUAAUAUCUUCAAAAAAUAUCCUUCAAAAUAUCUGAAAUGUUGAAUUUGUCUGUUCAUUGAGGUCUCCUUGCACUGUACAAAGUUAUUUCAUUGAGAGCUGCACUGUAAAACUAGAAUUCCCAAAGUCUGUUAGAAUCGAUGCUGUCAUUGAAAUAACACUUCUGAACUUCCUAAAAAAAUUAGGCAGUGUUUUGAUCAGUUCAUCAUUGGUAGAUAUAUUUCUGUGUUUUCUUUAAAGCUGAUCUCAUUUAUCAUUGUGUUGAGAGGAAUAAAAGAACAAAUUCUCAGCAAUUGUGUUACUGUAAGCAGAAGAGACAAAACUGUGACAGCCCAAAAUACAGUGUAUCUGGAAAGACCUGUGUGUGUGUGGGCGUUGUAACAGUUAUACUGCUUAGUUCCUCGUCAUGAGUAGGUAUCACCACAAGGGGGCGCCUAUUCCCUUUUCCUUUUGUUGUAUGAUUGUACAGAGUAAGAACUAGUCUUCCACGUGUACUAGAGAAGAUCAUGAGUGACAAUAAAGAAGAAGUAUGGAAAACUUCAA